AUUCCGAACUUCUAAAGGCAAUUAAUGUGGGAAGCUGCUGCAAUGGUACCACCAUUCCCUCACAGUCGACGACUUCGAUCCUCGGCCACGUAAUAGAAGCAGAACAAGGUCCGAAUCCAAAAGGCGAUCCAAAGAGCACUACUUAAGCCAAAGGAUGAGCUGCAUUUCUCUCAUCAUCAUUCUUCGAUCGGCUUGAACAUCGGGUCAUGCUCCAACACUAUGUAUUUCUGUGCUUUCUUGCAAGCCUUCAGAGCUAUGCCGUCACUAUUGGCCCAGUUAGUGACCUUGUUGUGGCCAAUGCUCAAGUAUCUCCAGACGGGUUCAUGAAGUCGGCGGUGCUUGCUGGCGGCACUCUCCCCGGGCCCGUUAUCACGGGUCAGAAGGGUGAUACGUUCAAGAUCAACGUCACGAACUAUUUAACUGACGAUACUAUGCUCUUGGGUACCAGCAUCCACUGGCAUGGACUAUACCAAAGCCACACUAACCAAAUGGACGGUACCGCAUUUGUUACGCAAUGCCCACUCGCUCCAGGGCAUUCUUUUCUGUACGAGUUCAACGCUGGUGAUCAAGUAGGAACAUACUGGUACCACUCUCAUUAUGGAGUCCAAUACUGCGACGGUCUACGAGGCCCAAUGAUCAUCUACGACCCCGACGAUCCAUACCGUUUCUCUUACGAUAUUGAUAACGAAUCUACCAUUAUUACUUUGAUGGACUGGUAUCACGUACCAUCCCCUCAAGUCCAGAGACAGGUGGCUCCCGACUCCGUGCUUAUCAACGGUAUCGGGAGCUAUCAGGGAGGACCGGAUCCUCCUCACGCCGUCAUCGACGUUCAGCCACUCAAGCGGUAUCGUUUCCGUUUACUGAACAUGGCGUGCAAGCCCAACUAUAUUUUCUCUAUCGAUCACCAUAAGCUCACCAUAAUCGAAGUUGAUGGUCAGUACGUCGAGCCGGUCGUGGUCGACUCUAUCCAGAUCUACGCUGCACAGCGGUAUUCUUUCAUUCUCGAGACGAACAAGCAUGUCGACAACUAUUGGGUGCAUGCGGAUCCGAACACAGGUACGAACUCCACGGCCAUCUUACGAUACGCAGGCUCUCCCGACGUGGCCCCGAAGAACAGGACGACUCCAAAACUGGCCCCUUUGAAAGAGACUGACCUACACCCCUUGUAUCCAUCUCCAUCUAAUUUGCUUCAGGAAGAUGCAGACGUGAAGCUUGAUUUGAUCCUCGGGAAAAAUGGGACGAGUUACAACUUCCUCAUCAAUGGGGUUCAGUACAAUUCUCCCAGUGUCCCUGUGCUACUACAGUUACUGAGUGGUGGUGUGGCGGCUUCGGAUCUGGCACCCAAUGGUUCCGUGUAUACUCUACCGCGAAACAAGGUUAUCGAGAUUUCCUGGAACCCUGAUAAUUGUCCAGGCCGCCCUCAUCCAUUCCAUCUGCAUGGGCACAGUUUCGCCGUCAUCAGAAGCGCCGGAAACAGCAGCUAUAACUAUGUCAAUCCCGUCAUGCGCGAUACCGUGACCACUGGCGUUGCUGGUGAUUAUGUGACUAUCCGCUUCAUCACGGAUAAUCCUGGGCCCUGGUUGUUGCACUGUCAUAUCGAUUGGCAUCUAUAUACUGGAAUGGCUUUGGUAUUCGCAGAGGCUCCUCAAGAUUGGGCCGCUUCGCAGCCUGUUAGUAAUUCUUCAAAACGGCUCUGUUCGAUAUACGAUAGCCUUCCCCAACAAAAUUUCCCUCUGCCUCCUCCAAACUAAUUGAUAUUAUUGGUUGUAGACGCUUCGUUUCAUUUAUUUUGACGAACACCAGAUAGAAGCUACUUUAAACUUGCGAGCAAUUUAUUGUUAGAGAUAGAGAUAGAGGCCAUCGCGAAAGGCUUGGAUGAUGGAGGAUUGGUCCAUUGAUUUUGCAAGUGUAGAUCACGUCGCGUCGCGUCAAUAGUGAAAAUUAUAUUG
This is a messenger RNA of Suillus paluster, 1949 nucleotides long. Its product is annotated as laccase. The transcript is spliced from 13 exons. The record is from RefSeq and is a predicted model, not a curated record. Lineage: Eukaryota; Fungi; Basidiomycota; Agaricomycetes; Boletales; Suillaceae. Bases 207 to 1751 code for a protein of 514 amino acids. Gene Ontology annotation, molecular function: oxidoreductase activity; copper ion binding.